Molecule: messenger RNA, 2030 nt
Organism: Hemibagrus wyckioides
Lineage: Eukaryota; Metazoa; Chordata; Actinopteri; Siluriformes; Bagridae
Gene: adck5
Product: aarF domain containing kinase 5
Exons: 15
Coding region: 116-1882 (588 amino acids)
Source: RefSeq, a predicted model, not a curated record
GAAAGAGACGUGAUUUUCGGAAUGGACUGUAUUUGACGGUACGCUGACAGCAGCUCUAUCACAUUCGACUUUAGCCUCUCUGUCAGGUCACUGAAAUGGACUAAAGCCGGACAGCAUGACAGCAGAAACAUUACGGACGUUGCGGGUGUGUCAGCGUCACUUCGCUCUGCUGAAGAAAUAUUCAAACCACACAAACACUCAACUGCUGCUGCCCAAAUCCUUCAGCACACAGAGGAGUGGGCGGAGUCUCCAGCCACUGAGGAAGCUGCUGAUUGGUGUGUCAGUGGGCGUUCCUGUGGUGGUGGGUGUGCGCUAUGCCCUCUCUGACCCCAAGGACAGGAGGAAGAUGAGGAUAUUAGUGGAGGGAGCAGGACGCUUCUGCAGGUCUCUGUGUAUCGGGUUUCUGAUCUCAGUGGAUUAUUGGUGGACCUCCAACGUUGUUCUUCGUGGUGAGGAUGAAGAAGGGGCAGAGUUUGCGGCGGCCAUGUCAGCGUGUCACCAGCGGGCGGCGGACAGCAUGGUGGAGGGGGCAGUGAGGAACGGAGGAGUGUACAUUAAACUGGGACAGGGCCUGUGCUCCUUUAACCACCUCCUCCCCCCAGAGUACAUCCGCACACUGCAGGUCCUGGAGGAUAAAGCUCUGAACCGCCGCUACAAGGAGGUAGAUGCGUUAUUCCUAGAGGACUUUAAUUCCACACCAGAUAAACUGUUUAAGACGUUCGACUACGAGCCCGUAGCGGCUGCUAGCUUAGCACAAGUGCACAAAGCAGAGCUGCAUGAUGGGACGCCCGUGGCUGUGAAGGUUCAGUACAUCGACCUCAGGGAUCGCUUCGAUGGAGACAUCAGGACGCUGGAGAUCCUGCUGGACAUAGUGAAGGUCAUGCACCCCAGCUUCGGUUUCCGCUGGGUCCUAAAGGACCUGAAGGGAACCUUGGCUCAGGAGCUGGACUUCGAGAACGAGGGCAGGAACUCGGAGCGAUGUGCCGAAGAGCUCAAGCACUUUAAAUUCGUUGUCAUACCCAAAGUGUUCUGGGAUCUGACCAGUAAGCGCGUCCUCACGGCCGAGUUCUGCCAAGGCUGUAAGAUCAACAACAUCCAGGAGAUCAAGAGGCAGGGCCUGAGUUUAAAGGACAGAAUUCCUCUUUCUGAUCCUCAGACUGCGGAUAAAUUCAUCAGGACUUUCGCAGAACAGAUAUUUUACACCGGCUUUAUACACGCAGACCCACAUCCUGGAAACGUGUUGGUGAGAAGAGGUCCUGAUAAAAAAGCAGAACUUGUUCUCUUGGAUCACGGACUUUAUGAAUGCCUCAGCAAAAGUGACCGGGCCGCUCUGUGUCAGCUCUGGCGCUCCAUCAUCCUCCGAGACGAAGCCGCCAUGAAGAGAUACUCCAAUGACCUCGGGGUCAAAGACUAUUUCCUGUUCUGCGAGAUGCUCCUUCAGCGGCCCAUCAACAUGCGUGAGCUAGGUCUGGGGAACAUCCUGAGCCGCGAGGAGACGUCGUACAUGCGCAGCAUGGCCGCCCGGCGCUUCGACAGCAUCAUGGAGGUUCUGAAAGCUCUGCCUCGGCCCAUGCUGCUCGUCUUCCGCAACAUCAACACCGUGCGCAGCAUCAACAUAGCACUCGGGGCUCCUGUGGACCGCUACGGCCUCAUGGCCAAGAGUGCUGUGCGAGGUUGGGGUAAGUCCAGAGCAGACGAGUCGCGGCUCCUGCCCCGGGUCACUGUGUUCCGCUGGGUGUGGAGUUUCUGGGAGGAUGUGAAGUUUGAAUGCGCUUUAAGGUCGGAGAAGAUAAUGAUGAGUCUAACACGCUGUGUCCUGCAGCUCCUGUGCUACUGCGGUCUGGUCUCACUCGAUCAGGACGUUUAUCAGUACCUCAAAUAACCAAAGACUCCAGACUCUCACCACCUUCCUCUCUCUCUGUGUCCAGUAGAGAUGUUUGACCUCUGGGUCAUGUCCCGUCUUCUGGCCUUCACAUUUAUUUUCCUUUUUUUUUUUUAAAUAUAAAUUAAAUGAUUCAUUAUGCAGUCAA